Molecule: messenger RNA, 744 nt
Organism: Trachymyrmex septentrionalis
Lineage: Eukaryota; Metazoa; Arthropoda; Insecta; Hymenoptera; Formicidae
Product: fatty acid synthase-like
Exons: 3
Coding region: 1-744 (247 amino acids)
Biological process (GO): fatty acid biosynthetic process
Molecular function (GO): fatty acid synthase activity
Source: RefSeq, a predicted model, not a curated record
AUGGCAAAUGUGAUUUCGUACUACUUAGAUCUAAAAGGACCAUCUUAUACUGUCGAUACAGCAUGUAGUCUUUAUGCCAUGGCUCUUGGUUAUCAUUGUAUUAUGUCGGGAAAAUGCGAAGACGCGAUAAUUGGAGCUGGAAAUCUAUGUGUUUUAUCACCUGAGGGUUAUUGCAGACCUUUCGAUUCCAAUGGAAACGGUUAUUCGCAUAGCGAAACAGUGGCGAUAGUAUACCUUCAAAAGGCAAAAAAUGCGAAGAGAAUUUAUGCUAUAUGUCCGCAUAUAAAAUUAAACAACGACGGUUACAAAGAAGUAGGAAUAACACAUCCAUCUUUGCUAAUGCAAAGUAUUUUACUAAAGGAAUGUUACAAUGAAUGUGGAAUACUGACAUCUUGCUUGGAUUACAUUGAAACACACGGUACGGGUACCAAAGUUGGCGAUUUGCAGGAAGUCACUGCUAUCUGUAACAGUUUGUGUAAAAAUAGAGAAACUCCAUUAAUGAUCGGCUCCGUAAAAUCCAAUCUUGGUCAUGGUGAACCUGCAAGUGGUUUUAUUCAAAUCGCUAAGGUAAAAGUGACUGCUAUUUUUAUUUAUUACUAUAGAAUUUGCUUUUAUUUUACGCACAUUUGCGCAUAUCGGGUAUUCUCCACCCUCACCAUUAUCGUUAUCGAUGUCAUUAUUGUUAUUGUCACCACGCACUACGUCAACGGUUUCAACCACGUCGCGGUGCGGACGUUUCCGUAA